UCGCCGUCUGGUUGCAAGUUCACUCCCGCGCGCCGCUAUGUUUCCAGCGGCCGCCGCCAGGAGACGGUCAGCCUUGUCUUGCGCUGCGGUAGGAGUCCUGACUCGUCUUGGCUUCCUCAUCUCACCGAGCUCAGUCGUGCGCCAGACAUCAUGGAGGAAGGAUGUCGUACCUUUGUGUUUGCGGAAUGACCGACACGACUUGCCGCGUGAACAAAACUACAAGAAAACUUUUUGUCAAGGACGUUUUACUAGACUGAAGGACCGGACGUGUACACUCCUUAGAUGUAGUGGACGAGGCUACGUGGGUGUUGACGGGCAUUACUAUAACGACUGUGAUAUACUUUAAAAGUCAUUAGUUACUCUAGAUUCAUCUUUAAGCUUGACAAUACUACAUGAGUGACAUUCACGGUGCAAUACCCAAUCGCUGUGACAAGUUGAGCUUACUGCCGACUAACUGACGAAACGCUGACGAAGGCAAGCUGUCUUAUUCCUGACGACACGCCUGACGGUGACACGAGACACGCACGUGGUAGCGCGUUAAUCAUCUGUAGUAACUUGGCAGGUGCCCCUGAUACCCCAAGGAGAGGAGGGACGCCGGGCCGUCUCACAGGUAUCAUCAGCAGCGUUCCGUCCAGCGGUGUCUCGAGGCCAUGCAGGCGUGACGCGGGGUGCGUGCCUGAGGGCGAGGUGCUGUAAGAUUAAGCAUAAGUGAAGCGAGGGACGCAGCCAUGAUUGAAAAGACUGAAAAAAGUGACUCUGACUCGAGCAGCAGCAGUGGCAGCGGCAGCCACAGCCGCAGCCGCAGCCGCGGUGGCAUGAGGGUGAACGUGAUGUACCGUGGCAAGCUGUACCGCGUGCGGGGCGUCAAGGUGCUCGUGUCCGUCGUUACCGCCGUCAUCCUCCUCCUUGUUGCCAUCGUCAGCCUCGGCGUCUGGAUGUUGGUCAGUGCCUACGCCGAGGAAAAGACCACGGCCUCCCUUGGCGACGCCAACGCCACGGCGCCAUCGCCCGGCACAACCGCCGCCCACCACGAGUCCUCCACUCCCUUCACGAUAGAUUUCAAUGCCCCGAGUGCCACCCUGGACGAGGCCUCCUUCCCGACGCUGGUCGUCAACACCCACGCCAGCGAGCGCACGCCCGCUGGCACACAGCUGCCCAGCAGUGAGACGCCGCCCGUCAGCGAGAGUCUUCCUAACGACGCCGUCGAAGUGAGUGAGGCCGUCGGCCACUUUCAGGGUUUGACGCCGCAGAAAAAUAUCACAUCAACGUCCUCCCGCUCUCCUGGGCCUGACCCAAUCUUGGGUAUCUUCAACGGCGUGCCGGACUUGGCCGAGGAGGGCACGUCGUCUGUCGAGGCUCCGGUACCCCCGGUGGAGGACAGCUUCAUCGAGUUCUCAGAGAACAGACCCGUCAUCGCCCUCCCGCCGCCCCCAGACAGCGUCGACCCCGGCGGCGUCCCGGCGGCCUAUGAGGUGAACACCUACCCGUGGGUGGAGCAAGGUCAGCCUGACGCCCCCCCGCGCUACCCUCUGCAGGGAGGCCUACCGGACAACAUCCCAAGGGACAUUGACCCCGUGCUGCUGGACAUGGGGCUGCCCUUCCCCUACCCGCCAUCCUUGGCCACCAGGGCACCCCUCCCUUACGCCACCUCGCCCCUCCCCAGGCGUCCCAGCCGCCCCCGUUACCGCGUGCCGGCGGCCACGCGUCGAGGACAACAGGUUUCUGAGCCCCACGAGGAGCACCACAACCCCGAGGCCCCGCCCCGCGGCGAGGAGCGCCAGGGUCACGAGGCAAACCGCCCUGCGUAUACGGCAGCGCCCCGCUCCCCUGACGUGCCCUCCAGCCCCAGCAGGACACAGCCAGACACCUUCCCGCGGCCAGGCGGCCAUAACUACCCUGACCUCGAAAAGUUUAUCCACAGCGAAGGGAGUCACGUGCCCGCCGGCUUCACGCUGCCACCGGGAAUGACUCUCCCUCCCGGAUUGUCGAUGCCAGUAGACGUUGCCUCAGCCGGAGAUUUGAUUGACCUAAGGGAGGCUGCUGAGGAACAGCUGAGAUUCAGGGCCACGGGUCCUGGCAGCCUGAGGGAGGCUGCCGAGGAACACCUGAAGGUCAUACCCAUGGGUCCCAGCAGCUACCUGGAGGACAUGAUGUACUACUACAACAAACACGAAAGAAAGAGACCGCCUACACCUGCCCCUGCCCCCCCGCCGCCCACGAGAAGCAACACUCGCUACAGCCAGAGGAAGGGCCUGACGGCGGAGGAGACUGCUCAGGAAUACUUGGGGCCUCCGGUUGUCGGCUACGGCGACAGUCCUUACAGGAAGCAUCUCGGAGGCCGCCGCCCCACUGACCCCGCCUUCCAGUACUUCUGGGACAUGUAUGGCCACGACGGGUCACCCCCCGCCGAGCACGAAGACCGCGGCCCCGUGCCCGAGGAGACUGGCCGCGUGCCGGGGCGGGGCGCGCCGCCUCCAGGAAGCCGAUCUCCUAUGGGUGAGUAUCGGCCACCGCCUCAUGAACAACGCCAGCCACAUACACCCGAGACUCGUUUUGGCCCUUCUCCUCCUGGGGCUCCCGCCCCUCAGCACCCCCAGCCCAUGGUGCGGGGCGGACAGCCGCACCCCGUCAGGCCAGACGCCCAGAGACCCCCUGUCUCGCAGCCCGCUGAGCACCGCCCAACCCAACACCCCACCAAGCACCAGCACCAUAUUCAUCGCCGCCCCAUCCAGCACCACGUUCAGCACCACUCCCAGCACCCUCUCCAACACUCUCCUGACCGUCGGCUGUGGGUGGGUCCCGGUCCCCGCCAGUCAGAAGUGCCCAGCUCUAGUUUGUCGGGGGGCCCCAGCCCACGCCCGGGGCCCUCACCGCCGCCCAACCAUCGGCCCUUCCUGGGUCCACUGUACGACAUGUACGAGUAUUCCAAGAAGUUGGCGACCACGCUGCUCAGCUUCCCGUCUGGCGGCGGCCGCCACAACAGCUCGAGGGAGGAGUAUAUGAUGAACGAGAAGGAGAUACUCGAAGACUACAACCGCGUCUUCCAAAACCCUAACACCACCAGCGCCGACGUGCUGCCCGACAUGUUUGACGACAGGCCAAGCAGGAACGAGCGGGUCAUGCUGCUCGACUCCAGCAAGCUGAACUCCCUCAGCCCCUUCGAGAUGUCCCUCGUCACCUGGACCUUCCUCGACUUCUGGGAAUUCCUCAUCGAGCAGGUGGGCACGCUCUCGGAGGGGGACCUGGAGCUGCUGGAGCAAAAGCUAGAUCGUCUGCGGGUCAAGAAGGACAGAGUCAUGACCAGAAGCUUCAUGACCGCUACCGUCAAUCACCAAGUGGCUCAGGAGUCAGGCAGAAGCCUCAAAGACUCGGCUAGAACCAUCGCCUUGGCGGAGGAGCUGCUCAAGUCAGUGGAGAAGGAGGAGGAGGAAAAGGAGGAAAAGAGGGAGAAGGAGGAGGAAAAAUCAGUGGAGGGAGAGGAGACGGGACGCAUGUGGGACCCGCUUGGGGUGUUCGAGUCCAACCAGAAGGUCAAGUUCAUGGAGUUUGCCAUCAAAGUGUUGUUCAGGUUCGGGCGUGUGUACCUGAAGAAGGCCUACGCGCUGGACUGCAUGAUGCUGCUCUUCUGCAAGGACCUCAACGCGGACUCCAAGAGGGCGGGGAUGGACGGCACGGCGGCCAAGAUAAAGAGCGUGGGCCUGAAGGUGCUGACGGAGAAGGACGCCCGCCAGAUGGACACCAUGGGAGAGAUCUGGCGCGCCCUCACAAACUGGCAGACCCUUCAGUGCGAGAUCAUGUUCCCCAGGUGUGACGGCCCCAGGGCUCUGGAGAUUGUCAACGACGUGGCUGUGGGCGCCCGCCGCAAGUAGACCCCCUCAAGGUUACUUCGCCCUGUGUUGUAGUACCUUUGUAUCCUCCUUCGCCCCCCCUCCCCCUCCCCCCUCCCCCCUCCUCCUCCACAACAUCGCUAGGAGAAACUCAGCAGGAAGCCCCGUCAGAAAGCCCCUCCCUCCUCCUCCUCCUGAACAUGUGCACUCUUCCUCCUUUUCCUCCUGCGAGCACACAUACUCCUUCCUCCUACUCCUUCUUCUCUGCACCGUCAGGAGGAACAUUGCUAAAAAAAACACAAGAACCCCUCCCUCUCCUCCCUCCCUCCCUCCCGAAGACUUGACCAGACGGAGAGGCUGAAGAAGGAAAAAAAUAUCAGAAGCUACACACCAAGGCAGAUUACGCUAUUCCCCGACCCUCCCGCCCUCUUGAUCGCAUUCCCUACGAUAGACUAAAAAAAAAAAUAGUUUUAUAUAGUUUGUUUUCACUUAACUUCGCAUGACUCAAAGGGGCGAUGUAAGCCUGAAAACCACGUACUAGGCAAUACUCUUCUUCUUAUCGUUGCCGUUACGUGAAUAUCGAGAGUUUAGUAAGUGUCUGUAUGUUCUUAUUAGUAUUCUCUUGUUGUUUAUACGAUUCAUGGCGGGUUAGGCGGCUGUAGUAAUCCUCUAAUUCAUUAACACUUAUCUCCCUACUACGGAAUCCUCUUACGUGAACUGCUACUCUUGAGAUGAGGUAUAGUUAGGUCACUCCCUCAUUAGUAUGUAUAUUCGUAAGUCUUUCUUUAGUCGGAGCAGCGGCGGGGAGCACUUCUUUGGCGGCACCCACACGCUAACACUCACCCAAGGAACUGAGUAAAUAAUAACACUAACAAGAUUAAUAACGGUAAUAAUGUGCAUCGCUUCGGGAUUCACCUUUAUUUACACUCAAACUCAUAUUCCCCAAGUAAACAAAAGCAUAACGGUCACAAGACUUCAACAAACGCCUCUAUCACCAUUCGUCUCUGGCUUUGUGAUCCCGUUGCAAAGCCUUCACUAACGCUUCAGUCACUCACAAGACGAGCUCUGAACCCAUGCAGCGAGAAACCCAAAGAGGUAAUCAAGGCGGGUCACUGCUCACUACCACUACUGCCUCUGUUCUUGCUUCUUCUGCUGCUGCUGCUACCUAGAACCAGUGACAAGUUUAACACAUAUAUUAAACAUUGUCCUGAGGAAGCAGUUAGCGGCAUAUUCUUAGCCUCAAUGGAGCGUCGUUCUCGGUAUUGAUAUCACGGGGAGGCGAUGUUAGUAAUCUCAUUGUUAAAGUUGAGUUAUAUGCGUGAUAACCGUGACUCCUGUUCUCCAAGUUGCUCCGUUUAUACUCUACGGAGCGGCGUUUCCAGUUUUCAUAUCCUGGAGACGACAAACGUGUUAUCAGCUAACUCAAUCCUACAGUCGGUGAGCUAAACGUGACUAAUCUGAGUCAGCGUUUAAUUCUUGAGGUGAAUCGAACUUCAGCAAGUCAGGAAGUCAGACAAGAACAUCGUGAGUCAGUCAAGCAUGUUAAGAGUCAAACGUUAUUAUCAUGAGGCAAGAAAAGGAGAUGAAGAGUCCAAAGGUAUUUUCGUAUUCUCUCCCCAAGUCGUAAAAAGAAGCGUUGUGAUCGUGAUUCAUGUCCCGUUUUAACACCCCUGCGUCUUCAGUCUUGGGCACCGUUGCCAGAUUAUCGUACUCAGAGCAUAGUAUUUACCGGUUUCUGACGCCUAACUAUUGCCAAGAAACAUCAGGAAUUAACUAUUUGAACGAUAAUUAUAAGUGAAUCUCCUUAUUGGGGUCCACGAGACAGUUUUUGGGUCAGAAGUCGGUAAAUAUAAGAGGCUGAGUAAGAUAAUCUGGCCACGUUGGUCUUGGGCCGAAUCUAUCUUGGUGUGAGUCAGUCUUUGGUGAGUCAGUCUUGGUGUGGGUCUAGCUUCGUGUGGGCCGCCUUCAGUAGUGUCCCUCGCCGCCUCCUGCUGCCGGUGCGCCUCGACGGUCAUCCCGCCACAAAACCUUUACUCAACUCUGUACAAAUGGCCGAAUGUGAGACUUAGACGGCGCUGGAGACUUCGAGGCCAGCCAGGGGCGAGGACCAGACCUUUGAGACCACUCCUGUGACCACUGUAGAAAUGUGAACACCUCCCUCCACCCCUCCAAUCCUUCCUCCCUCCAUCCCCCCAUCCCCUGCCAUCCCCUUCCCCCAGACGCCUCACUGCGGACACGGACGAGUGUGUGUUGUCGCCAGCCAACAGUUUAUUUAUUUCUCUGGAAAGUAUUUAUUUGACCGUAGAUGAACUGUAGAUUGUUGUAGUUGUUGUUGUUGUUGUUAUUGUCAUAGUUGUCCCUUGUUGUUAACUGUAUUGUUGAUAAUAAAAAUGUUUUCUAUGGAA
This is a messenger RNA of Eriocheir sinensis (Chinese mitten crab), 6232 nucleotides long. RefSeq names its product nascent polypeptide-associated complex subunit alpha, muscle-specific form-like. The transcript has 3 exons. NCBI's taxonomy places the organism in Eukaryota, Metazoa, Arthropoda, Malacostraca, Decapoda, Varunidae. The record is from RefSeq and is a predicted model, not a curated record. The coding region runs from base 729 to 3869 and encodes 1046 amino acids.